Phoenix dactylifera (date palm) is the source of this 402-nucleotide messenger RNA. The record is from RefSeq and is a predicted model, not a curated record. NCBI's taxonomy places the organism in Eukaryota, Viridiplantae, Streptophyta, Magnoliopsida, Arecales, Arecaceae.
AUGCAGGAGUUCUCCUGCUGCACAUCAGACAUCGAGGCUGAGAACCUCAAGGACUGGGUGGAGACCGACGAGUGCAUCAAAGCCUGUGGACUCACCCGGAGCACCGUGGGGAUCUCAUCGGACUCUCUGUUAGAUCCUCGUUUUGCUCAGAAGCUGUGCUCACCUCCAUGCUACCAGGAGUGCCCCAACAUUGUUGAUCUAUACUUCAACCUCGCAGCUGGUGAAGGUGUGUUCCUUCCAAAGUUAUGUCAGGCAUCAUCGAAUGCUCGCCGAGGCAUGGAAGAGAUCAAGAGCUCCAGUGCAGCAGCGGCAGGGCCUGCAUCAGGGUCGGCAGCGGUGGCCUGUGCCCCAGGGCAGUCUGAGACGGGUUUCGUUUCCGGUGCAGCCAUGGCGCCUCUCUGA